Messenger RNA from Cuscuta campestris, 1509 nucleotides. NCBI's taxonomy places the organism in Eukaryota, Viridiplantae, Streptophyta, Magnoliopsida, Solanales, Convolvulaceae. The record is from the annotation of a GenBank genome assembly.
GUUUAUGUCAGUUGCUUUCAAUAGGAGAUUUUGUGCUUGAGUGGCUACUUAAGGCUGUGAAGCUUUGUUGUUCUGAAAUUGGACAUUUACUGUUAUCAAGUCAUUGUAAUGGCUGGAUUGAUGUUUCAGUGAAUGCACAAGUUUUGUCACAAAUCUUCUCUUUCAGAAAAAAAGCAGUAGAGACCACCACAUAAGAAGAAAGAAAAUCUUUGUGAUAGUAAAUCUAAAACAGCCAUGCAGGUCUCAUCAAUCUGUGUAUUAUUGUACUUAUUGCUUUUAACAGCAGGCUGAUUGUUGAGAAUCUCAUGAAGUAUGGACUAUUGAUUAAGUUGGGCUUUUUAAAAUCUUUGACGGAUUGGCCGCUUCUAAUGUGCGGCCUCAGUCUCCCGCUUUUUCCAAUUGCUGCUUUUCUUGUUGAAAAGCUAGUCCAUAAGAAGUACAUAAGUGAUCCAGUUGCAGUAACUUUACAUAUAAUACUUACAUCUGCUAUCCUUUUAUUUCCGGUUCUUGUCAUACUAAGGUCUGAUUCUGCUAUUUUACCGGGUUUGGCAUUGAUGCUUCUUGCAUGCACCAUAUGGCUAAAGUUGGUUUCUUAUGCACAUGCAAACUAUGAUAUGAGAGCAAUCACAAAGUCUUGUCAUGAGGUUGAAUUUCCGUACAUGGAUUGCCUUUAUGAGGUUCGCUUCAAAAGCUUAAUAUACUUCAUUGUUGCUCCAACGUUAUGUUAUCAGCUGAUAUAUCCUCGCAAUGCAUGCAUUCGUAAGGGCUGGUUGGCAAACCAAUUUUGCAAGUUGAUUAUGUUUACAGGACUGUUGAUAUUUAUCAUAGAACAGUAUAUCAACCCAACUGUGCGGAACUCACAACACCCCUUGAAGGGAAACCUUUUAUAUGCCAUUGAAAGGGUCUUGAAGCUUUCAGUUCCUACCUUAUAUGUCUGGCUCUGCCUAUUCUAUUGCUUCUUUCAUCUUUGGCUAAAUAUACUUGCAGAACUCCUGCGGUUUGGUGAUCGUGAGUUUUACAAAGAUUGGUGGAAUGCUAGAACAAUUGAUGAGUACUGGAGGAAGUGGAAUCUGCCUGUUCAUAAGUGGAUUGUUCGCCAUAUAUAUUUUCCCUGCAUAAGGAAUGGCUUGCCAAAGAGCAUAGCGGUUUUGAUUUCCUUUCUUCUAUCUGCCGUUUUCCAUGAGCUCUGUAUAGCUGUUCCCUGUCAUAUCUUCAGGUGUUGGGCAUUUAUUGGAAUUAUGUUUCAGGUUCCCCUAGUCGUGCUGACUAAUUACUUGCGAGACAGAUUCGGAAGUUCAGUGGUGGGGAACAUAAUAUUUUGGUGCUUCUUCAGCAUUUAUGGGCAGCCCAUGUGCCUGCUGCUUUAUUACCAUGACCGCAUGACAGCUAGCAAAAAAUGAGUGUAUUAGUAGUAAAAUUUGUAGAGUGGGCGUUCUUCCUUUGUAUUUCGGCUCGCUUUUCAUCUGUAUGGGCGGGUCGGUCUGUAUUUGAGCUUGCUUUCAUCUAUAU